AUGAGGGAGAGUAACGAGAGGCAAGGGGGCGAGAUCAGGAAGCGCACUUUACGAGCAUGCGACUGCGAAGACCUACGCGUCAACCAGACCUCCGGCCGCAGCUCGUGCAAGGUCUGUCGCGAGAAUAGGGAAGACUGCAAGUUCGAUGCCCCAGUUAAGAAGCGCGGUCCAAGGCCCGGAUGGCGACAGCGAGCGCGCUCGGCAUCUCCCAGUCACCGCCAGCAUGUACUUCAACAUCCACACCAUUCAUCAUCCGGACAGCAACACAGCCCAGACACCAAACUCCCCCUUCCUCCACCCACCUCCAAUUCCCAUUCCUCUGUUUUGCUCCACCACCAGCUCGCCGACACGGCCGCCACAACAAGAGAUACCUCGCCUUCUCCUGAGGCCACACGGCGACAUACCAAGGGCCCGUUGAUGGGUCUAUCCACUGCGCUCGUCGACGAACUGCUCGCCGUCUAUUUCACCCAUGUCCAUAAUGUCUGGCCCCUCAUCUACAAGCCGCUGUUCCAUAUCCAGACGACCUCUCCCCCCUUGCUCCUAGCCAUGCUGGCCAUUGCAAGCUGCGUUGCGCCACCGGAUUCCGUACAUGGCGUCGACACCGACAAGCUCUUUCACAUGGCUGAGCGGCAGAUGCACCACUGCAGGAUGGAAUCGAGAAUAGACCUCAUCCAGUCCCUCAUUCUGCUGUCACUGCGCCAGACGGGGUGCGGCGAUAAGCACAUGGCCUUUUCGUACGCCGGACGCGCAUGCUGCAUGGCGCUCAACCUGGGAUUGAACCUGUCGCCAGCGAACUCGGAGUCUCUGACCGAGUGUGAGAUUCGAUCGCGCGUGUACUGGAACUGCUAUGUGCUCGACAAGACACUCGCAGAAGAAACCGGCCGAUCAUUCCUGCUGCCGUAUCGCCGAUCAUCUACGCCGCUACCGUCGAUGAGCGAGGCGGAUGAGUUCGAAACAUGGCCCCCACUGCCUACCUCGAGUCUGCCACUGCCCAAGAGCGUGAGGCACAUCGUCCCUCGGCGCGGAUACGUCAUGUCGUGCUUUGUCUGGACUUGCCAACUUGGCAUGGUGGUCGAAGAUAUACUCGACAUGGAUAGGCCAGGCCUUCCUCCAGGAACAGAUCCCAGGAUUGUGGACAACAGCCUACAGGACCGAGACGAGCUCAUCCGACGUGCCGAGACGCUCUCAAAUCGACUAGAUGUAUGGCGCAGCACCAUUCCGCGCUCCAUCGACGUGGACGUCAUGGUUCAGAGCAACGUCAGCCCGUUCCCGCACCACGUUGUCGGCGUGUCAUGGUACUACACGGCGCAGAUUUUGCUGUUGUCGCGCUUCAUCAAGCGGCGGAGCAUGCUGCCUCCUACUGAGGCUGAGGCAGAGUUCAGCAAGCGCGCUCAUCGUACAUGCUCGGCUGCUGCUGAGGCAGUUGUCGAGCUGCUCGCGUAUCUGGAUCGACACAAGCUACUGAACCACACUUCCGCGGAUAUCAUCCACAUUCUUUCCCUCGCGACCCUCUUCGAGGCGUUUGACAGCUCGGACGCUGACCAAGCUCUCGCCGAUCGUGCAAAGAUGAACUUUGCGCAUGCUUCAUGGCCGGCCGCGAGCGCACACAAGCUCUUCUUCGAGGGCCUGAUCCAGGGUGGCCUCAAACUCUCGGGCGACGCACCAGUCGGCAGCCCAGAAGUAGCGACUUCGCCCUCACUCCCCGAAGGCCUGCGCGCCGUCGGCCGCAACCUAAGCACGAGCGAGCGCGACCUCCCGCGCGUCUCUCUCCCGCAGGGCGGCAUCUCCAACCUUUUCCAGUUGCCCCAACUGUACUGGAAUCACCUAACGAAUCAAAUGCCCGUGCCAAACCUCGGGCUCGACCUGCUGUCACCCGACGCCGCGGGCUCGGUGCUGCCGGAGUGGCAGACGCCGGAGAGCUUUAGCGUCAACGGCAGAUUCGAUGGGAUGGGCUUUGCGCCCUCCGAUCCGCCGAGUACGGGAGGUACGGGGCCGGGGGCGUUUGGUUGGGAGCCGCCGAUGGACCCGAACCCGCAGGGCUCGGACCAGGCGGCGAUAUACUCGGCACUGAUGAGUUUCAUGGUUGAGGCAGCGAAAAGCCACUGA
Cutaneotrichosporon oleaginosum is the source of this 2106-nucleotide messenger RNA. The record is from RefSeq and is a predicted model, not a curated record. NCBI's taxonomy places the organism in Eukaryota, Fungi, Basidiomycota, Tremellomycetes, Trichosporonales, Trichosporonaceae.